Molecule: messenger RNA, 2674 nt
Organism: Polyodon spathula (Mississippi paddlefish)
Lineage: Eukaryota; Metazoa; Chordata; Actinopteri; Acipenseriformes; Polyodontidae
Product: cytochrome P450
Exons: 9
Coding region: 159-1727 (522 amino acids)
Biological process (GO): cellular response to peptide hormone stimulus; cortisol metabolic process; glucocorticoid biosynthetic process
Cellular component (GO): mitochondrial inner membrane
Molecular function (GO): iron ion binding; heme binding; oxidoreductase activity, acting on paired donors, with incorporation or reduction of molecular oxygen
Source: RefSeq, a predicted model, not a curated record
ACUGAUAACAUUUGUUUGAGGUCUGUCGGAUUGCAGGAUUCCUGCGCAAUUGAGUUCCUGUCGAAGGCUGGCUAAGGAGCUGUUACAGGGUCGAGCUGCACAUUAGACUCUGCACGAAUUCAGAAUCAGAGCACGCUUUCAGUGAAUCUGGGGUGGAAAUGUUCUGUAAAUCCUUAUUGCGAACCGGGAGACUCACAAUAUGCAGAACCCCGAAGGGCUCUGGAGUGACUUCAGCGGCGGUAUCUCUUCUCAAUAACAACGACAGGAAAAGACAGUGCUCAUCAUCCAGCGGUUUAGCGAAUAACGCAUUGAAAACGAUGGAGGAGCUGCACGGGCCAAGCUUCCUCACGUCUUUGUACUGGCUCUUCGGCAAAGGCUAUUUUGACAUAACGCACGAAAUGCAAAUUGAGCACAAAAAGAUCUACGGCCCUCUGUGGAAGUCCAAGUACGGUCCUCUGGUGGUUGUGAACGUGGCGUCGGCGGACCUGAUCGAGCAGGUGCUCCGGCAGGAGGGCAGGCUCCCGGUCCGGAGUGACAUGCCUCACUGGAGGGAGUACAGGCAGCUGCGCAGACAGGCCUACGGGCCCCUGACGGAAAUGGGUCCUGAAUGGCAGCGAAUCCGCAGUAUACUGAACCCCAGGAUGCUGCAGCCCAGGCAUGUAUCCAACUACUCCCCUGCCAUCAACCAGGUGGUGACGGACUUCACCCAGAGGAUUCAGCGGCUCAGGGAUGAGCAAGGGGGCGGGCUGCUGGUCAAUGACAUGGCCGUGGAGCUCUACAAGUUUGCAUUUGAAGGUAUUUGCUCAGUCCUGUUUGAAACCCGAAUGGGCUGCCUUAAUGACCACGUCCCUGAAGAAACUCAGAAGUUCAUUGAGUCCGUGGGCGAGAUGUUCCGCCUGUCAUCGGUGGUCGUGCUCUUCCCCAAAUCCGUCUGGCCCUACCUGCCCUUCUGGAAGCACUUUGUGGUAGUCUGGGAUCAUCUCUUCAGAAUCGCCAAGAUGCUGAUUGACAGCAAGGUGAAGGAAAUCCAUGGAAAGAUAGAGAAGGGUGAGCCGGUGGAAGGGGAGUACCUAACCCACCUGCUGACCAGUGACAAAAUGUCAGUGACAGAGAUCCAGGGCAGCAUCACAGAGUUGCUGCUGGCUGGGGUAGACACGACGUCCAACACCAUCUCCUGGGCUCUGUACCACCUGGCUCGAGAACCGGAGAUUCAGGAGAUGCUUUACGAGGAAGUGAAGAGUGUGUGCCCGGGAGACAAAAUACCAACGGCAGAAGACAUUGCCAAGAUGGCAUGGUUAAAAGCAACAGUUAAAGAAACGCUACGGAUGUAUCCAGUGGUUCCAGGUAAUGCCCGGGUCAUUGUCGAUAAUGAAAUAGUAGUCGGGGGAUACCUGUUCCCCAAGAAGACCCUUUUCCACCUCUGCCACUACGCUGUGUCCUAUGAGGAGAGCAACUUUCCUGAGCCACACGCCUUCCGCCCAGAGCGCUGGCUCCGCGGGGAGGACAGGUGGAAGCAGCACCCGUUCAGCUCCGUCCCGUUCGGGUUUGGAAUUCGAGCCUGUUUGGGGAGGAGGGUGGCUGAGCUGGAGAUGUACUGUGUACUUUCAAGGCUGAUUAAACAGUUUGAAGUGCGUCCAGAUCCUUCUGGGAAGACAGUGAAGGCAAAGACCAGGACGGUGAUGGUUCCUGGAACUCCGAUCAACCUGCAGUUCCUGGACAGGAAAUAGAGGAACCCUUUUUUGUGUGUGUGUGUGUGUGUGUGUGUCUCUAUUUUUAAUCAUUGAAUUUCAUUCGCACUUUAUAUAUAAAACUGAACAAACUCACAGCAUUAAAACAGUCUGAAUAAUCCCAUACAAUAGAAGCAUGAUGAUGGAAGUUCAAAGCUGUGGAGAGUGUACUGCUCCAGUUACUGGGCAUUGAUCUUCCAUUAGUGUCACAGGUUUUACUCGAAAGGGUUUACAGCUAACAGACUCAUUCUAGAACUCUUAGCUGUCAUACGCAUCCUUUGUAUUUCCCUUUUGAAGAUGCUGUGUGUUGAUAUCCUGUUCGGGUGAAAGCAUGUGACUGAUUUGAAAGCAUGUCACUGAUUUGAAAGCGUGGCGCUUAUGGGAGGAAGCAGCUGACUGGUCAGUGACGAGGUGUUCAAGGGGUGCACACUAGCAGAAUAACUAGAAGGGAUACAAACUACUGGAAGAGCCAGCUAGCAUUGUUUAAAAUGAACAGUGUCAUUUUCUAUACACUUGGAUAUACACAGUGCAAGGUAAGACUUCAGGACUGAGUUCAUUCGCUGUAUUAACCGCUGUUUAUCGCUUUGCCCGGAUAAAACCUUAGCUGUCCAGUGCAUUACCAGCAAUGGAAACGCAGUGGGUUUGAAACCUGUGUUGUACACUGGCACUGAUACAGUGCCGAGGGGCUGCACACAGUCACACUGUGGUGGUACCAUUGGUACAGCAAGAUAUGAAACUGAUGUUUUGUUUUAUUUUGUUUUUCAGUGAGCUAUGUAAAGGUUUGAAUAGUGUCCCUUGAAAUCAACUCGUGUAGCUGCCUAUGUGCCAAUACUGCAUUGCUAUUACAGUGUCACUAUCCAUGUGGUGCAUUGCUAUUGCAGUGUCACUGUAUUGCCAUGUGGUGCAUUGCUAUUGCAGUGUCACUAUCCAUGUGGUGCAUUGCUAUU